Erpetoichthys calabaricus (reedfish) is the source of this 2437-nucleotide messenger RNA. RefSeq names its product secreted frizzled-related protein 5 (gene sfrp5). Gene Ontology annotation, molecular function: Wnt-protein binding. Lineage: Eukaryota; Metazoa; Chordata; Cladistia; Polypteriformes; Polypteridae. The coding region runs from base 269 to 1210 and encodes 313 amino acids. The transcript is spliced from 3 exons. Gene Ontology annotation, biological process: non-canonical Wnt signaling pathway; canonical Wnt signaling pathway; negative regulation of canonical Wnt signaling pathway. The record is from RefSeq and is a predicted model, not a curated record.
AGAGCUCAAUGAUCCACAGCCUCUUAAGCACUAAGGUGCACCUCAGGAGAGCAGAAGAGUGAAACAAAAGUUUCUCUCUCUCUUCUUAAAGAACUACUUAGAAGAGCUGAAGGGGUCUCAAGAAACCCAGGAGGAAGGAGAGUGAACAGGAGCCAACCAUAUGAUUUUAAGGCAGAAAUUUGACUUGCAAGCAACUUUAUUUUAGGACUAUUCCAUCUUUUUUUUAAUUUUUUAUUUUUUUUGUAAUCAUCACUUCUUGCAGCAGAGGAUGGAGCAAUAUGGAAAAAGGCUUCUGCCACAAAAACUGGUAGCCAUGGUGUUGGGACUGCUCUUUGCUCUCCCCUCAGCUGUAUCUGCAGAGGAAUAUGACUACUACAGUUGGCAGUCUGACAACAAUCCGAACAGCCGCGUCUACCCAAAAGCGGCGCAGUGCAUUGACAUCCCGGCAGACCUUCGUCUCUGCUAUACUGUGGGCUACAAAAAGAUGCGCCUGCCUAAUCUUCUGGACCAUGAGUCCAUGCCUGAGGUGAGGCAGCAGGCAGGCAGCUGGGUGCCACUUUUGGCUAAGCGCUGCCAUGCUGACACACAGGUCUUCCUUUGCUCUCUCUUUGCACCCAUCUGCCUCGACCGGCCCAUUUACCCCUGCCGCUCCCUGUGUGAGGCAGUGAGAGACAGCUGUGCCCCCAUUAUGGAGACCUAUGGCUUUCCUUGGCCUGAGAUGCUUCAGUGUGAGCAAUUUCCAAUCGACAAUGACCUCUGCAUUCCCACGCAGUUCUCAAGCAACCAGGCCACAGUGGCACCAGUUCCUAAAGUUUGCCCACCAUGUGACAAUGAGCUGAAGGCUGACAUCAUUAUGGAGCAUUUCUGCGCUAGUGAUUUUGUUCUAAAAAUGAAAAUCAAAGAGGUAAAGCGAGAAUUAGGAGACCGCAAAGUUAUUGCAGCUCAGAAGAAGAAGAAAAUUUUAAAAAUGGGACCUCUCCGCAAAAAAGACUUGAAGAAGUUAGUGGUGUAUAUCAAGAAUGGCGCCAACUGCCCCUGCCACCAGCUUGACAACCUCAAUACCAACUUUCUCAUCAUGGGCCGCAAGCUGGACCAGCAGCUGUUGCUUAUGUCCAUCUACAAGUGGGAGAAGAAGAGCAAGGAGCUGAGAUUUGCCGUCAAGUACAUGAAGUCGUAUCAGUGUCCCACCUACCAUACCGUCUUCCAGUGACCCAGCAGUCACCCGCUUCUCAUGAACACGGCAGAAACAUCUGUGCAGAAACACGCAAAAAGAAAAAGAGAAACUUGUCAAACAGCACACUCUGACACUUGCUUUCAUUUUCCCUUUGAUUAAUAAUAGUGUACCUAUUAACGCUAAUAAUAAGUGGUAAUGAUCAUGUUAUUAAUAUGAAUAAUUGUAUCCACGCUCACCCUUCCAAAUGGCCUGUUCAUUUCUUUCACUUCUUUCUUUCUCUCUUUCUUUCUUUCUUAAACUGAUUCAAUCCAGAAAAAAAGGACUUUAAAAAUUAUUAUUUAAGAGAAACAAGAGAAACAAACUAUAUGGAUCUGUAGAAUGAUUUUGAUGUGAGACUGUGCGACAGUGUGUGGGACUAUACACAUAAGAAACCCAAAAGAAACAGAGAGGAGCUUAAGAAAAAUAAUCAGUUUAUGAAUGUCAAUAAGAGAGGGGGAGGCAAUCAGGGGAGGAAAAGUGAAUGUAAAUGGAAAAGAGGAUUACCAUCGAGCGUAAAGAGAGCCCAAAACCCGGUUUGGGCUUGAAGGACUGGUAUGUUCUGUAGGUAGCAAAAAAUUAUGUCUCAUUAAGAAAAAAAAAAGGAAAACUAUUUUCUGAAUGAGAGUCAUUUUCAAAGUAUGAGAUCCAUUUUUGAAUUGUGCACACUCCUGACUCAACUGAUUUUCCUCCCACCUGUAGUGAAGGACAGCCAUCCCCAGGGACAACAGUGGGAUGCAGCUCUCUGCCAUCAAAUGGAGGACGUUUCAUUGCCUUUGAAGCAGAGGAACGGAUGGAGGUUGUCCAUCCAGAGACAGAUAUUGGGCUGCUGCCAACAAGGGAUACUGACAUGCUUUGGAAGCCCUACAGUCCUGUGUUUUAUUUUUCAUUAUUAUUUUUUUUUUUUUUUUUAAUUUUUAGGUAUAAAAAAGUUACAGUCAUAGCAUCCUCAUACAAUGACACAAUAAUAAUGAAGAAUUUAACUUCUUUGUAUUGAUCAGUAAACUUGUAUCUAGAUAUGUUACCAAGGAAUGAGUUUAAAAAAAUAAUAAUAAGUAAAUAAACUGGAGAUUUUUAUACUGAGUAUAUUUUUGCUAUUUGACUGCUUGCACGUAGUUUAUCAGGAUGCUGGGCUGUUUCAGUGUUUGCCUAUUAAAAAUUUAUGUGUUCUGAUCUUUUCAUUAAAAUAAAUAAAAUGAUCUGUCAAAGAUAACAUUAUAUAAACUA